Messenger RNA from Columba livia (rock pigeon), 2533 nucleotides. RefSeq names its product multidrug and toxin extrusion protein 2. The transcript is spliced from 18 exons. NCBI's taxonomy places the organism in Eukaryota, Metazoa, Chordata, Aves, Columbiformes, Columbidae. The record is from RefSeq and is a predicted model, not a curated record. The coding region runs from base 456 to 2207 and encodes 583 amino acids. Gene Ontology annotation, biological process: xenobiotic detoxification by transmembrane export across the plasma membrane. Gene Ontology annotation, molecular function: xenobiotic transmembrane transporter activity; antiporter activity. Gene Ontology annotation, cellular component: membrane.
CCCCUUGCUCUGCCCCAUGGGCUGCCCCAUCCCGCCGCAGACCACCUUCUGCUCUGCAGGAGAGGGUCUCGCGGUGGCAGCUCCUCUCCACCUCCCUGCCCUGCACUGGGACGAGGCACAACACUAUAUUUGUCCUGGCUGAGCAGUGCCGGUGAAACCCGACGCUGUGCGAGGCUGACAACUGGAGGCGCUUGUCUUGGCCACCUCCGUGUUGUGAUGAGAGGGGCCGGGACAGGCAGCAGCCCCGUCACUGCCGGCAGCAGCUCACAGGACACCGCACUCGGACCCAUGAACCCUCCGUCGCUGCUGGAAGAGGAUGACCGUCCAGCCCCGUGGCUGGUGGAGCCACAGGAAAGCAGGAGAGAGCACGGAGGAAGAGGGUUGUGUCACUCCCCUGGCAGAGCGGUGGCACGAAGCAGGCAAGUGUUCCCGAGGAGAAGGACUUUGGCGCGGCAAUGGCCACCGGCCAGCAGGAGCUCACAGCCGGGAAGAAACGCCGCUGGCUGCAGCGCCUGGUCCCGGACAACUUCUGGGAGGAGGCAAAGAAGCUACUGGUGCUGGCGGGGCCACUGAUCCUGAUCCAGCUGCUGAUCUUCCUGAUACACCUCAUCAGCUCCAUAUUCUGUGGCCACCUGGGCAAGGUCGAGCUGGCGUCCGUCACGCUGGCCAUCGCUGUUAUAAACGUCACUGCCAUCUCUGUAGGUUAUGGUUUGUCUUCAGCAUGUGACACCUUGAUAUCACAGACCUACGGCAGCAAGAACCUGCUGCGCGUGGGGGUGAUCCUGCAGCGUGCCAUCCUCAUCCUCCUGCUCUGCUGCUUCCCCUGCUGCGCCAUCCUCAUCAACAUCGAGCAGCUCCUGCUCCUCAUCCGCCAGGACCCAGAGGUCUCCAGGUUGACCCAGCGCUACGUGAUGGCGUUUGUUCCCGCUCUGCCGGCAGUUUUUCUGUAUAACCUGGAGACACGAUACCUGCAGAACCAGAUGAUCACGUGGCCGGUGGUGCUGAGCGGGAUCAUUGGCAACAUCGUCAAUGUGAUCGCAAACUGCAUCUUCCUCUACGUGCUCCACUUUGGCAUCACGGGCUCUGCCUGGGCCAACACCGUUGCUCAAUAUUCACAAACCAUUUUCUUGUUCCUGUACAUUAUAGGCAAGAAACUCCAUGUGAAGACCUGGGGAGGCUGGUCCAGCGAGUGCCUGCUGGAGUGGGACAGCUUCACCUCCCUGGCGAUCCCCAGCAUGCUCAUGAUGUGCAUCGAGUGGUGGACCUACGAAAUCGGGAGCUUCUUGAUAGGCCUGCUGAGCGUUGUCGAGCUCUCUGCCCAGUCCAUCAUCUAUGAGGUGUCUGUGGUUGCAUUCAUGAUCCCGCUGGGGCUGGGCAUGGCCGCCAGCGUGCAGGUGGGGAACGCGCUGGGUGCUGGUGACGUCCAAACGGCCAAGAGAUCGUCCUCCAUCAGCCUCCUCUGCACAGGGGGGUUUUGUGUAGCCAUUGGGGCCACUUUAGCAGCCACGAAGGAUGUGCUGGGGUACAUCUUCACCAGUGACAAGGAGAUCGUUGACUUGGUGGCCUGGGUCAUGCCGGUCUACGUUGUCUUCCACUUGUUUGAAGCCACGUGUGGCGCCUGCAGCGGGGUGCUCCGUGGUGUAGGCAAGCAGAAAUUUGGUGCCAUCCUCAACGCCGUGAGCUACUACGGCGUGGGCCUGCCUCUGGCAGCCGUGCUGCUCUUCGUGGCCAGGAUCGGCGUCAUAGGCCUGUGGCUCAGCAUGCUGGUCUGUGUCUCCAUGCUCUGCACCUGCUUCGUCAUCUACAUCUCCCGCAUGGACUGGAGGAAGGCGGCCGAGGAGGCUCAGCGUCGUGCAGGAGUGACCCAGCCAUCGCUGGAGGAGGCAAGCCCAGGCCCCGAACCCUCCUGCAAAGCCCCUCCCAGUGUGGGGCCAGCCACUCCACCCCACGCUUACCCCCCCGCCGCGGUGCUGCAGGGGUGCGUAGCGGGAGUGGAUGCGCAGAACGGCGUCGUACUCACGGGCAUCACCAGGACGGAGGGACCGACAUACCAGCUGGAGGCCCAGGAAGCCACACUGGCCACGUCCCCUCCGGUCACUGCUGUGGUCACCAAGGAGCUGCUCGUCCGGCGUGGGCUGGCGGCAGCUGCUGCCAUCGCUGUCCUCGUGCUUAGCAUUGCCAUAAAGCUGAUAACCAGCAAACACUGACUCGCACCAGGGACGCUGGGGACUUUGUUUUCGGGACAAACCCCCUCCUGACAGAUGGAUGUACAAAGCACAGACCGGCCAGCGCAAGAACCCAGCACACGCCUGUCCCACAGCAGUCAAAGGGUCAGCUCAUUCGGCAGCAUUUGCUCAGACAUGGGAACGGGCCCUGUGGCUGCUCUGACACCCAAAAUGCUGCUUUGGGCACCCCAAGUUGGGGAGCGACCCCAUCCAGCCUGCGCUGCCGCUAUCACCCCCCGACCGGAGCCGAGCACAUCCCGGCUCACACCGCUGCUCCGUGACAAACGCCAAAUAAAGAAUAAACCCCG